Apis florea (little honeybee) is the source of this 2890-nucleotide messenger RNA. RefSeq names its product serum response factor blistered (gene bs). The record is from RefSeq and is a predicted model, not a curated record. Lineage: Eukaryota; Metazoa; Arthropoda; Insecta; Hymenoptera; Apidae. Gene Ontology annotation, biological process: positive regulation of transcription by RNA polymerase II. Gene Ontology annotation, molecular function: protein dimerization activity; DNA-binding transcription factor activity, RNA polymerase II-specific; cis-regulatory region sequence-specific DNA binding.
UUUUAUGAAAUAUUAAACUAUUAAUAUUAUUGUUUUUGAUAUUUUAAAAUAAUGCGAAUAUAUAUAAAAAUAUAAAAUUGAAAUAUUCCUAAAGAAUUUCUAGUAAAAUAUCAUUUUGCGAUCUAGUGAUAUUUUAAGAUGUCUUUUCUAACAUCUUGUAUUAUAUAUUAAACUAGCAUCUCAAUUUAUUUAUAUUUUGAUUCCAAAAUAUUUUAAAAUAAAGUUAAAAGUUCUAUUUAUUUUUAAAACGCAAUAAUAUAAAAGGAUCACUAUGAAUAUUCCUCCGAUUCAACAACCAGGAACAAUUGGUGUAGGACAAAUGACACAGUCUGUAAAUGCUCAACUUCCUCAAAACCCACAACAAACACAACAGACACAGGUUCAACAGCAACAGCAACAACAACAGCAACAACAAACUCAAGAAAAACUUGAUAAUAUUUCUAAAGUUAAAUCAUUAAUUGUAUCAUUAAGAGAUUCAUUGGCCAUAGCUCUUAAAACUGCAGCACAUACAUUACAUCAAAAUAGUUUAGUAGAUGUUGGAUCUUUGAAAGGUGGUAUUGAUCAACCAGAUCAUAGAUUCAAUAAAAAUAUAGAGGAAUUUUAUUCUAUUUGUGACCAAAUAGAAUUACAUUUAAAAACUUCUAUAGAAUGUACAUCGCAAAAUUCUAGUUCUCUAAGAUAUCUUCCAGUACCUGUAAUGCCACAACGUACUGAUACUGUUGGUACUCAAGAAGCUUUAACAUAUCCUCAAUUUUUAAUGACUGUAAGAGCUCAAGUUGCAUAUGCUCGUGAAGUUCAUGAUACUUUAGUUUCUGCUGCACAAUCAAUAGCAUCAGGCGAAGUCAAGUUACGAUACUCUGCGCGCAUUCAGUUCGCGGGGAGCGCUCGUGCAGUGCGCGUUGUUGUCCCGUGUUCCUCUAGAUGGUUGAUCACGUGGGAAACAUUGCGCCGAGUUUUCGCGAUUCCGUGGCGGAGAAGGGCCGAGGGAAAGGGAAUAAAUGUGUGCGAGUCCGUAAUGGACAACCCUAGCGGCGGAAGAGAUAGUCGGUACGCAAGUCUUGGAUACAGCAUGGGGAUGAUAGGCAGCGACGCUGGCUCGGAAAUGUACGGCCGACCGUCCACCUCCCAACUUACAACUUCUCAAAUAAGCCGCGGUGGCGCCACCAUGAUGGCCGCGGCAGCCGCUGCAGGCGCACCGAACGCCGGCGUGGGAUCUGUACAAAGGGGUAUCAAGAGGACCACUUCGGACGUCUGUUACGAUGACAGCAAUGCACGGCAGGCUCUUUCGCAACAACAAGGCAUGUCAAUGUCUACUGAUUGUGUUCCUGAUAAUCUUGAGGAAUCAUUUACAAGUUUGGGUCAACCGAAAAAAUCACCUCCCUCAAAUGGUAAAAAGACCAAAGGACGGGUCAAAAUUAAAAUGGAGUACAUCGAUAAUAAAUUACGAAGGUACACUACCUUCUCCAAGAGGAAAACUGGAAUUAUGAAGAAGGCGUACGAGCUGUCGACACUGACAGGUACACAAGUGAUGCUGUUGGUAGCAAGCGAGACCGGCCAUGUGUAUACGUUCGCGACGCGAAAACUGCAGCCGAUGAUAACGAGCGAGGCCGGGAAAGCGUUGAUCCAGACUUGCCUGAACAGCCCGGACCCGCCCGCCUCCGGUUCCUCCGGUGACCAGAGGAUGUCCGCGACCGGGUUUGAGGAGACAGAAUUGACCUACAACAUAGCCGACGACGAGCAGAAAGAAGACGGCACUUCACCUAGGUCGGACGUGUGCGCGAACGAAAGCGACGGAGACACCAGUGAUGGCGAUUCUCCCGUGUCAAAGGAUCUGUCGAAAAAUCACUCGGGUAUAAUGUACCAGAUGCCACAGACAGUGAUUUACUCGCCAAGUCCGGGGGUUCUACUCGGUAUCGGUCAAAAUGGCCAGCCGGUGCAAAUAUCUCAAGAAGGAGGCACGGUAGCCCCGGUUAAUACGACGCAGAGUAAUCAACAGCCGUUCAUCACGAUACCGUUGAACGUCGCGAUGAGCGCCGCCGGAUUGUCGCUUCCGGUCGCCUCCAGGAUGAAUCUAUCGCCGUCGCCUCGAUCACCGACGACCACGACAACGGCCACGUCGUCGUCCAACUGCGAGCUGCCAUCGGAUCUGAGCAAAGAUCGUGAGUGAUAUAUCGUGGAUCGAGCCUCGAUUAAGAAAAACCCUCCUCGAUACCUGUCGCUCGCCGACGCACUAACUAAAAGGCUUGACCCGACGAGAUUGGACGGGGGCCAUCUUUUUUCCAAUCCAUCGUUUCGCUUCACCGAACGGGUACACGUUCGGUGACUCGUACCCGAGAACUCGAAAAUCUCGAAACGUGCACUCGAGAAAGAUGACGUCUUUUCGAUUCGGAUCGAUCGAUCCGACGAUCGGGGCCGCGGUCAAAGAAGCGUUGCUUUGACACAAGGAUCGCUCGACGAAUGUUCGACGAUUGAUAUAUGGCUGCCAAAUUCGAUGCUCAACAAAUGAUGGCAAACGAGGCCAUCGAACUUUUCAUACGAACGUUGUUGCGCAGUUAAAAUUUUGAGGCGAGGGUUUGAUACGAUAUUCGAUAUUGCUUAGAAUUUUCUUGGAUCCGUGAGCCGUGUCCAACGGGAAUUUUAUUAGCAAUGUAACUUAUUUCUUCGUGGAUCGAGUGAUAUCAUUUGUGUGUCAUUUGACCUCUCCCCUCCCGAAGAAAUUAUUUAUAAUGUUGACGAAAAAUUUCUAUUGGACGCGAUUAAUGUUACGCAUUCUAUGGAUAUAAUACACGAGUUAAUGUUCUUUUUUCUUUUUUUUUUUUUUAGUAGAUAAAUAAUAAAUAAUUUGAUCUUUGAUCAGACACGCAUGAAUUUGUUGUCAUUUUAAAGAAAA